Drosophila simulans is the source of this 943-nucleotide messenger RNA. RefSeq names its product brain protein I3. The record is from RefSeq and is a predicted model, not a curated record. Bases 150 to 518 code for a protein of 122 amino acids. The transcript has 2 exons. NCBI's taxonomy places the organism in Eukaryota, Metazoa, Arthropoda, Insecta, Diptera, Drosophilidae.
UGUCUCAGUCAGCUGUUGCAACGAUAACUGACUGCGGCAAAACAAAGAAAACGCGGAGAAAAAGUUAACGCAAUUAAGCGUAGUAAAAAAGCCUAGAUUAUUUUCAUAACAAGGAGGAGUGAGUCACGAAAAAAAGCUUUCCGGCCACAAUGGCAGAUACCCGUAAAGACGCCGCACCGCCGAGCUACGAAGAAGUCAUGAACAGUCCCUCGCAGGAUUCCCGGCUGAUAGUGGGCGUGCAUCAGGGGGCACCUAGUGCUCCGCCACCAAACAUGCACAUGCCAACCUACGGAGCUUUCGAGACGACGCCGGUCAGCGUGGUGAUUCAGCCCGCUCCGGUCGCUAUGCCCACCGAGAUCAUCGUGAUUGGAGGAUGCCCUGCAUGUCGGAUUGGAUACCUGGAGGACACCUUCUCCGCCUGCGGACUGUGCUGCGCGAUCUUCUUCUUCCCGCUGGGAAUCCUCUGCUGCUUGGCCAUGCGUGAGAAGCGCUGUUCCAACUGCGGAACGGUUUUCUAGAGGGGAUUACCCAGAAAUUAUCCAUAAAGAAACUCCAAAUGUUGAUCCCUAUUAGGCUUUCGCGACGGGCACCCAGUGACUAUAUCACAAAGCUCCAAUAUUUUUGUUAUUGUUAAUCGUUAGCUCGCAAAUCAUUAUAUAUUAUGUGUAAAUAAUAAUCAUGGCAGCCUGCGGAAUGCCCCUGAUUCCAUUCCAGUCCCUGUCCGGAGAAUGGUCAUGUACAGUGAAAUAUGCUUAACUGGAAUUCAAAUCAGUGAAACUAGUUAUGAAAAAUAUUUAAAAAAAAUCAGUUGAACAUGUUUCCCAAUUGAAUAGUGAUUUGGCUUUUUACAAGGAUUUUAAGUAACAUAAGUUUUAAACUGCAAACAAAAGAAAAUAUAUUUAUAUUUAAAUAAAAGCUUUACAAAAUGCUUAUUAUAAAAUGA